Anopheles darlingi is the source of this 4136-nucleotide messenger RNA. RefSeq names its product nuclear hormone receptor HR78 (gene Hr78). Bases 767 to 3136 code for a protein of 789 amino acids. The transcript has 5 exons. Gene Ontology annotation, biological process: regulation of transcription by RNA polymerase II; anatomical structure development; cell differentiation. NCBI's taxonomy places the organism in Eukaryota, Metazoa, Arthropoda, Insecta, Diptera, Culicidae. The record is from RefSeq and is a predicted model, not a curated record. Gene Ontology annotation, molecular function: zinc ion binding; nuclear receptor activity; RNA polymerase II cis-regulatory region sequence-specific DNA binding.
AAGAAGUUUUCUCGUGGUUUUUUCUCAGUUUUCCGAAAGAUCUACAAAAAUUAAGUCCCGGAAAGCGGUCAGCGGGAGAAUUCAUGUUCCCGCUUAAGCCGUUUGUUCGGACAAGGCAGGCCAAGGAGUUUAUUCAAGUCUUGGGAGGCGGAGGUUCUCUUGCACCUGUGAAGUGGCACCCGUGACAGUGUGUGUGCGAGUGCGUGCGUGUGCAUUCCGAUCACUUCCGAUCCUGCCGAAGAUCAUCCCCUCCAUAAAUCUCUUCCUGCUUCCGGUUCGCCUCGCGGAAAGGCUCGGCUCAGCUCGUGAUCGAGAGAGGUGUGUCCUGUGUGUGAGGUGUGCGGCUGUGUGAAUGGCCCCAUCAAAGUUCUGAUGACGCUGGCGAUCGUCGUUGCAGCAGCAUAAAGAUGAUCUUUGAAGUUAUCCCCAAAAAUUCAACUGUGUGGCUAAUGUGUCGCUGCCUAAACGACCGUGCGUGUGAUUGACCGUGACAUCGACGAAUAACACCCCUCUCCAUUCGAUCGCCACCUGGCCCGGAAACCGAGUGCUAGUCUCGGGCAACGUAGCCAGAUUCCACGAUUUCCCGUUAGAAAAAGCCACAUCUCGUGGACGCGAAACGAACGAAGAACGGCUCAUUUCUGUGCCCCGUGCUUGCGUGCCAACCAACUAGCCAGCCAGCCAGCCAGCCAACCAGUACGAGAACCCGGACCGGUGGAUCUAGAGACGAGCGAGGAACGGGCGCAGAGGCAAGGGCGAAGAAAAGGUAAUGAAGUUAGAGGGAGGUAGCAUCCACCUGCAGCAGCAGCUUGGUGGCUCAUCGAUAGCGACCCAUCCCAAUCUCCUGGACGAUAAGCAACAGCAACAGCAGCAAGUGGGCAGCGCGAUACAGCACCUAACGCAACUGAACAGUAUGAGCAUCGAGCUGUGUUUGGUAUGCGGUGAUCGGGCCUCCGGCCGGCACUAUGGUGCAAUCAGUUGCGAAGGCUGUAAGGGCUUCUUCAAGCGCUCCAUCCGGAAACAGCUCGGAUACCAGUGCCGCGGUUCGAUGAACUGCGAGGUGACGAAGCACCACCGGAACCGAUGCCAGUACUGUCGGCUACAAAAGUGUCUUGCCUGCGGUAUGCGCAGUGACUCGGUACAGCACGAACGGAAGCCGAUCGUCGACAAGAAGGAUGGUUUGGGUGGUCCAAAUCCCAACAGCAAGUACAACCCGCACCGGAACAAGGAGUACCAUCACCAGCAGCAACAGCAACAGCAGCAUCUGGGCGAGCAGAAAUCAUCUGCAGCAGCGGCAUCGGUGGCCGCAGCAGCGGCGGCAGCUGCAGCAGCCGCCGCUACACCAACCUUCCUCGACUACAUACCCGGUCUCACGCUCGCACACUUCACGGCUAACCUGAGCAAACAGGCCGCUGCGAGUAAAUCCCCGUCGGCAUUAUCACUGACUCGUGGUGCCGAUGGUCAGCAAUCCUCCCAACAGUCCGGUUCCGGCAACCAUCCCUUGUCUUCCCUUACCUCGGCUACCUCUGGUGCCGGUAGUGGGUUGACCAAUCCGUUCGGUAGUUUGCACUCGCUCAAAACCGAGAUCGGAAUCGAACGACACCAACAGCAGCAGCAGCAGCAACAACAGCAACAACACCAACAUCAGCAGCAGCAACAGCAAGAUCUCGUGGUGUCACAGAGUAGUGCAGCGGAUUCGAUAGCCGCACUCAUUGGUCUCAAUACGACGGCGGCAGCGGCAGCAGCUGCGGCCAUGUCUAGCCACGUCGGAGCGAUGGGUAGCGCAGGUUCAGCCGCAGCUUCGCUCUUUGAUACCGUCCAGGCAGCAGCUGCAGAAGUGAGUGCCGGAGGUGGUCUCUCGUUGCGGAACCAUUCCACUAACACCGGUACAUCCGGUGGCUCAUCUGUCGGUGGCGGUGGUGGUGGUGGAGCAAACCUUUCCUUCUCCUCGCACGCCAUGGACACGAGCGAUUCAAACUCGGUAGAGAAAACGCUCAUCUGCAGCUCGCUCGAAUUCAUCCAGAGCCUGGAGCAGGAGCUGAACAGUAAUCUGAACAACAACUUUGGCAUCAAAUCAGAACACAGUAACGGUGGCCGGGAUGAUGAUGAGUGUCUCGGUGGCACUGGCGCUGGGUUCGACUAUGGUGGCGAGGGUAAUGGUGCUAGGUCGCCCGUGUUGACCGAAAACUGUGUAACGUUCGACAUCCAGGUACCGAACGUGCUGCCAAACUAUCUCGGUGUGCACUACGUGUGCGAGACCGGUUCCCGGAUACUGUUUGCUACCGUACAUUGGAUGAAGAAGAAUCAUCUGUUCCAGUUGCUCAGUGAAAGUUUCCAGGGUGAACUGGUACGUCAGGUGUGGCCUGAGCUGUUCAUGAUCGGACUGGCACAGAGCAGCGGGCAGCUUUCGUUCAACUCGAUCAUGCUCGCCUUGAUCCAGUACAUGAAAACCGUCAUCCUCAAUAAGAAGUACACCGGUGAGGUGAUUAGCUACCUGAUGAAGUACAUCCUCUUGGUGCAGGAGUUUGUGAACGAUCUACAGAAGCUGAAUCUAACCGACCAGGAGUAUGCCUAUCUGCGGCUGCUGUCGAUCUUCAAUCCUGAUAACAUCCUGCAGGACAAUGGCAAGAAUCAGCAUCUGAUCAAGAUUCAGGAAAUGAUUUUGGGUUCGUUCCGCGAGUACUAUCGCAGCAAGCAACACGCCCGGUUGGUGAGCAGCGAAAGUGAGGAAAACCUGCGCGCAACGGGCAGCGGUGCUGACGAUGAGGAAGAUGAGGAAGAGGCCGACCACGAAGACGACGACGAGGACGAAUACUACCGAGAGCGCAAACAGCAGCGGCAGCAGCAGCGCAACGCACGACAAGCUCAGCACGAGCAACGGUUGAUGAAGCUGCUGCUGAAGCUACCGACACUGCGUGCCCUCAACUCCAAGCGCGAUCUAGAGGAUUUGUUCUUCAGCAAUCUGCUCGGUCAGGUACAGAUCGAUAGUGUGCUUACGUACGUGCUACAGACGAACGAUGGUGCGGUUUCGUUUGCUGCGCUCUUUCAAAAGCAAAAUGCCACCAACAACGGUAUAGCAAUCAGUGGUGGUGGUGGCGGUGGACAGUCAAAUCCAUCCGCGAUGGAUAGUGACGAGUGACUUAGUGGAGAAGAGUUGUAAGAGGAGGAUUUUUUUCUUCAAGCAAAACCACCGACAGUGCAUUACGAACGGGAAAAAAGACUCUUAGGUGUUUGGCCUUAACAUGAAGAAUGAUGGAAUUUAAAUGGUAAAUCACAUAUCUCUUCCAACGUUUUAUGCACAAAACACCAAACUAACAGACAAAUUGCAAUUAAUUUCGUCCUUAGCACACACACGUGUACGUGUGUGUAUAGUAUUACUAGCGAUUUCUUCUUUUCGAUUUAUAAAAAAACAUUGAACAUUGAAUGGUAGUGAUGAAGUACCGAAGUGCCGAAGCGUCCAAAGACAACACGUAAGCACGUGCAGUAGAUUGUGGACCCAGUGCGUGAAUUAUCGAGAAAGGGAGCGAUGGCAAUCAGCAGGAAACUAGAUAGAUAGCUGAUAUUCGGUAUUAAGUUAAGUGUUAGAUGCAGUAGGUAAGUUCAAAGCUUUUGUACUUGGACGUCGCGGAGGAUUAACGAACCGCCAGGAAUAGGGGAACAUAAGGAUUAUCUGCCUGAUUAACAAUCGAUUUCUGCCUUUUCUUCCGAUUUUCGGCAACCACCAAUCGAAACAAAAACCGUACCUGACGAAGGUAUUAGUUGUUUAGAAAACGACUUAAUCGUUGAGCUUAGUGUGAGGUAAAGUGUUGCGCGUGGCGAAUAGGAAUCGCACCGACCACAGAGUCGUAGACAAUAAGGAAGAGGACGAAACUGCGCGAUUCGCAAUCGUUUUGCGUAAGAAAAUGGGCAAUAUUUAGCUGUUAAGACGAGCGGGCUUCGAGCUUUUGCCUUCCAGCCGAUAAACGUUUGGUCAGGGACCAAGCCCCGCCAGGCUAAACGAGUAACCGAGGAGAGCCCUCGGUUGAGGCGCUCAAUGUGUAUACACAAACACACCGUACGAUAACUACACAGCAAAGGAUAUCCAAAAGUAUUCCAGUAGACGUGUAUUCGUCACAGGUAGAGGCAUAGAGAAUGAAACC